UUUAUUUCGUAUUUAAUUGACAAAACAUUCUGUGAUUUUUAUGUGUCCAGUUCGGUCCACGUUGUUCGAUUUUUCGUGCCUACUUUAACUACAAUUUGGUCAGACUCGUUUCACUAACCUCUUAUUAUUAGUUAUUAAUUUAGAUCAAGGCUAUCAUCGACAAAUAAAACAUUUACAUGUCACCUAAAUAUUAAACGUCACCGUGACGUUUUUGUAACAUCGAUUCAAAAUGAUGUUUUACUUCACUUCUAAACAGUAAUUACCAAAAAUUUCUUAACUCGGGACGAUGCCACAACCGAAGGAAAAAAUUUUCGAAAUUGACGAACACAUUUCGAAGCGCUUCGACAUCCAGAAGAGGCUGGGCAAAGGGGCGUAUGGUAUUGUAUGGAAAGCUAUAGAUAGGAGGACUAAAGACGUUGUGGCUGUGAAGAAAAUUUUUGAUGCCUUUCGUAAUCAGACGGACGCUCAAAGGACGUUCAGAGAAAUUAUGUUUCUGCAGUCGCUGAAGAACCAUCCGAAUAUUGUUAAACUGUUUAGCAUACACAGAGCUGCCAACAACAACGACAUUUACCUCGGUUUUGAAUACAUGGAAACAGAUCUACACAACGUAAUUAAAAAAGGAAUCCUCAAAGACAUCCACAAAAAGUACAUAAUGUACCAACUCUUCAAAGCCGUGAAAUACAUCCAUUCAGGAAACGUGAUUCACAGAGAUUUAAAACCAAGCAAUGUCCUUCUAGAUAUCAUGUGCAGAUGCAAGAUCGCCGAUUUUGGUCUCGCACGUUCCUUAAGUCAAAGUUCCGAUGGUACCUUUAGUGAGACUGAUCCAACAUUAACCGACUACGUAGCAACACGGUGGUACCGAGCACCUGAAAUCCUCAUAGCGAAUAGACGAUACACCAAAGGCAUCGACAUGUGGAGCUUGGGCUGUAUUUUAGCGGAAAUAACAGCCGGGAAACCCGUUUUUCCCGGAUCUUCAACGGUAAAUCAAGUGGAGAAGAUCAUGGCGACUAUUUCUACACCAUCGCAAGAAGACAUCAACGCGGUUUGUGUAUCAGGAGUAGGCACAUCCAUGAUCAAAAACGCCUCUUCUGUGGAAAAAAUCCCUCUCCACACCCUCCUAGGAAAAAACGCUUGCAAAUCAGUCAUCUCUCUCAUCAACAAGUUGCUGAUUUUCAACCCUAACAAAAGACUGACUGCUGAGGAAGCUCUGGAGCAUGAUUACGUGUCAGCGUUUCAUGAUCCAGAUCAAGAAAUCGUUUUAGCGCGUGAUAUUGUUAUACCAUUCAAAGACAACGUUCGCUUAUCAGUAGAAGACUACCGAAACAAACUCUACGAAAUCAUGUCGACCCAUCACGGUAGAAGUAGCAAAGGUACUUGUAAGACGAAAACUCUAACACCGGAACUUCCGCCUAGAAUUACUAGAAACUACGUCAAACCGUCCCAGCUCAAGGACCCAAAAUCUUCUGGAACGCAAUCGGAGCCCAAAAUUAACUACAGCAGGCCUAACCACGUGGUGGCCAUAAUCAAAUCCGACUCCAAGGUGGCUGCUAAGCAGAAUCUGCAGUUUUCUAAGGGGAUGAAUGGUAGCAGGGUGCAUGUGAACGAGAAGCAACAGCUGAGGGAGAACGGGAGGAAGAGGUUUUCGAAUGUGAAGAGUGGGUAUUCGACUUUUAAUAGUUACAGCCAGUCGCAUGGGAUCAUAAGUCAGAGUACUCUGAUGGAACUGAAGGCGUCUGGUAUGCGGUAGCAGUUUGGAAUACAAGAGGAGUUUGAAUUUUAACACUUUUACACAGUAUUAUUUACCGAUCACUUUUUGAUC
Molecule: messenger RNA, 1819 nt
Organism: Zophobas morio
Lineage: Eukaryota; Metazoa; Arthropoda; Insecta; Coleoptera; Tenebrionidae
Gene: Erk7
Product: mitogen-activated protein kinase 15
Exons: 4
Coding region: 287-1747 (486 amino acids)
Biological process (GO): protein phosphorylation; intracellular signal transduction
Cellular component (GO): nucleus; cytoplasm
Molecular function (GO): ATP binding; MAP kinase activity
Source: RefSeq, a predicted model, not a curated record